Molecule: messenger RNA, 441 nt
Organism: Strongylus vulgaris
Lineage: Eukaryota; Metazoa; Nematoda; Chromadorea; Rhabditida; Strongylidae
Source: the annotation of a GenBank genome assembly
AAACGAAAGGCUAGGGAAGAAGCGGAGGCUCAACGUGAAGCUGCUCUUAAUGCUGGUUUACGAACACCUCCACAGAAGAAGAAGCAUAGGACGAAAAAUGGUCUGCCAAAAUUGAAUUUUGGAGGCCCUUCAAGGGCUCCUCCUUCGACGAAAGUGUACAUGGAAGAGCGUGACUCUCGAUUAUUAGCACGGCAGCAAGGAGUUAGACAUCGAGACUUAUCGUCCUCGUCGUCGUUUUGCUCAUCCCUUACUAAUCAUCAGGCUGUGAAAAAAGUAUCAGUUUUACCUUUGGUUGGCUUGCGAUUGAUUGAAUUUUAUUUGGGAUACCAUAUUCCACCUUUUUCAUCGACUACAUCGCUUGCCACCGUCAUUAACCAUAGUCGUUUCGUGCAAGCGUUAAUGUUGGUCUUAGAUAUCAUGUUUGUGACCACUGAUAGCUGA